UUUGCGCUGCGGGCAGAGAAAGGAGCGGAGUGCCUGCAGCGGCCCAGCCGAGCCUGCCGCACGCAACGGGGCCGAGCCAUGUCUGACCAGGAAGCAAAACCUUCAGCUGAGGACUUAGGAGACAAGAAGGAAGGAGAAUACAUUAAACUCAAAGUCAUUGGGCAGGACAGCAGUGAAAUUCACUUCAAGGUGAAAAUGACAACACACCUCAAGAAACUCAAAGAAUCAUACUGUCAAAGACAGGGUGUUCCAAUGAAUUCACUCAGGUUCCUCUUCGAGGGUCAGAGAAUUACUGAUAAUCAUACCCCCAAGGAGCUGGGGAUGGAGGAGGAAGAUGUGAUUGAAGUUUAUCAGGAACAGACGGGGGGUCACUCAACAGUUUAGAUCCUUCUGUUUGUUUUCUUCCCCCUUAAUCCUUUUUUAUUUUUAAAUAAUAGUUCUUUUGUAAUGUGGUGUUCAACACUGAAUUGAAACUGGCACCCCAUCUCUGGGAGUUUUAUUUUCAAGCGUCUGAUAUUUUGAAUUCUCGUGCUCAUUAUACAUUAUUGUUUCUGUUUUAAUUGUGCUGAACUUUUGUGAUCCAGCUGCAGCCUUGCUUCCCUCUUCCCUUCUGCCCUCCCCUCUAGAAAUAUAUGUACACACAUGCAUUUGUAUGUUCACUAAGUUCGUGCAUUUCAGGCACGAAGGCUGUAAGAUCUGCUGGGUGGGCGAGUGUUCUUAAUGACUUCCAUAUCUGCCCUGAAGUUUUGAUGUGUGACUGUUUCACUCCUGGACUAUAACUUUCAGUGCGAGAUGAAGUUUUCAGAGAACUAAACUGGAGAAAUGUGUAUCCCUAACUCAGAGCUAUUUUGCUUAAAUUGUGCUGAUGGCCCUACAAAGAAGAUUACCAAGUUGGAAAUGGAAAAGCUAGAACUGUUGUCAUCUGUACCUUGCUCCAGAGAUGGCUUUGCUGAAGACAUGAAAUUGAAAACCCCAAUGAUUCUUAAGUCUUGCCAGAAGAGCAUUUUAACCUCAUUUAGCAAUUAAAACACACAGGUAUUCAUGCGAGAAUGUGCACAGGCAAUUGGUUUACUUAGACACUCUUGUUUGUAUCUUUUGGCCUGGGACGUGGGUUUUGAAUGGACAUUGUCUGUACCAGCUUCAUUUAAAAUAAACAAGAAAAACAAUUUUAUAAACAACUUGCAUUUUCUUUUCAAAUAUUUGGAAACAAGCAAAACC
This is a messenger RNA of Indicator indicator, 1218 nucleotides long. It is a transcript of the gene SUMO1, whose product is annotated as small ubiquitin like modifier 1. Gene Ontology annotation, biological process: protein sumoylation. The record is from RefSeq and is a predicted model, not a curated record. Gene Ontology annotation, cellular component: nucleus; PML body. Gene Ontology annotation, molecular function: ubiquitin-like protein ligase binding; protein tag activity. Bases 79 to 384 code for a protein of 101 amino acids. The transcript has 5 exons. NCBI's taxonomy places the organism in Eukaryota, Metazoa, Chordata, Aves, Piciformes, Indicatoridae.